Prunus avium (sweet cherry) is the source of this 2795-nucleotide messenger RNA. It is a transcript of the gene SEC15A, whose product is annotated as exocyst complex component sec15A. Gene Ontology annotation, biological process: exocytosis; intracellular protein transport; Golgi to plasma membrane transport. The record is from RefSeq and is a predicted model, not a curated record. NCBI's taxonomy places the organism in Eukaryota, Viridiplantae, Streptophyta, Magnoliopsida, Rosales, Rosaceae. Gene Ontology annotation, cellular component: membrane; exocyst.
ACCGGAGCCCUACCUCACAUAGGUAGCAUCGCGAAGGAUGUAAAAACUAUGUUGUGGGAAAUGGCAAAUACCCAUCUCGAAAGAUUGUGUGCAGGAAAGCAGAAUCCAUUUGGAAAUGGAAAAUACAACAAAUAAAGACAGAGAAUAAACAGGAAAGGAAAAGAAAAGCAAAGGCUCUUCGAUAUAAUUCUGUUGGUAUAUUUGCAUUUUCCUCGUUAGAUUUGGAGCCUCAAACAGGACAGAAAAGAGGAAGAAAAUAAAAGCUUCUCUCUGUGUUUUUUCAGAAUAAUGGAGUCAAAAGUGAAGAGAAGAGUUGCUACAGAGAAUGGGGAUACUGCCGAGGACUUGGUCCUUGCUACAUUGAUUAGGAAUGGAGAUGACCUCGGUCCUAUUGUCCGGCAUGCAUUUGAGAUGGGGAGGCCAGAAUCACUCCUUCACCAGCUCAAGCAUGUUGUGAAAAAGAAGGAAGUCGAAAUUGAGGAGCUCUGCAAGACUCAUUAUGAGGAAUUCAUUCUUGCAGUUGACGAGCUUCGUGGUGUGUUGGUUGAUGCCGAAGAGCUAAAAGGCGAGCUCUCUAGUGAUAAUUUCAAGUUGCAAGAGGUUGGGAGUGCUUUAUUGAUUAAACUUGAGGAGCUUCUUGAAUCUUAUUCAAUAAAAAAGAAUGUGACUGAAGCUAUCAAAGUGUCCAAGAACUGUGUACAAGUGUUGGAGCUCUGUGUCAAGUUUAAUAAACACAUAUCUGAGGGCCAGUUUUACCCGGCAUUGAAAACUUUGGAUUUAAUUGAGAAAAAUUACUUGCAGAAUAUUCCUGUCAGGGCAGUUAGAAUGAUUGUAGAGAAGAGAAUUCCGAUAAUUAAAUUGCACAUUGAGAAGAAAGUGACUAGUCAAUUCAAUGAAUGGCUGGUCCACAUAAGGAGUUCUGCAAAGGAUAUUGGACAAACGGCAAUUGGUCAUGCUGCAUCUGCACGUCAGAGGGAUGAGGAAAUGCUCGAACGCCAAAGGAAAGCUGAGGAGCAGAAUAUUUCAGGGUUGGGAGAUUUUGCAUAUACUUUAGAUGUUGAAGAAAUUGAUGAAGAAUCUAUUUUGAAGGUUGACCUAACUCCUCUAUACAGGGCAUAUCACAUCCAAAGUUGCCUAGGAAUCCAAGAGCAGUUUUGGGAAUAUUACUAUAGAAAUCGAUUGUUGCAGCUUAAUUCAGACUUGCAGAUCUCUUCAGCACAGCCUUUUGUUGAAUCCCAUCAAAUAUUUUUGGCUCAAAUUGCAGGAUACUUCAUAGUGGAGGAUCGAGUUUUGAGGACAGCCGGGGGCCUACUGUUAGCUGAGCAAGUUGAAAAAAUGUGGGAUACAGCUAUAGCUAAAAUGAAAUCUGUGCUAGAGGAACAAUUCUCCCAUAUGAAUUCUACGACCCAUCUUCUCUUGGUGAAGGAUUAUGUCACUCUUCUUGGCUCUACUCUUAGACAAUAUGGGUAUGAAGUGGGACCACUUCUUGAGACGCUUGACAAGAGCAGAGACAAAUACCACGAACUUCUUUCGGAAGAGUGUCGUCAACAAAUUGCAAAUGUUAUUGCCAGUGAUACCUAUGAACAGAUGGUCUUGAAAAAGGACACUGACUACGAAAGUGUUGUCCUGUCAUUCAAUCUCCAGACAUCAGAUAUUACACCAGCAUUUCCGUACAUUGCACCAUUCUCCUCCACAGUACCUGAUGCCUGCCGAAUUGUCAGAUCAUUCAUCAAAGGGUCUGUUGAUUACUUGUCUCAUGGGGUACAUACUAAUUUUUAUGAUGUUGUGAGGAAGUAUUUGGACAAACUGUUGAUAGAUGUGUUAAAUGAGGUGAUACUUAAUACAAUUCAAAGUGGCAACAUUGGUGUCUCUCAAGCCAUGCAGAUUGCUGCAAACAUAUCCGCACUUGAAAGAGCUUGUGACUUUUUCCUUCGUCAUGCAGCCCAACUAUGUGGGAUCCCAAUCCGGUCAGUUGAGAGGCCUCAAGCUUGCUUAACUGCUAAGGUGGUUCUAAAGACUUCAAGGGACGAAGCUUAUCUUGCGUUGUUGAAUUUGAUGAACAACAAGUUGGAUCAGUUCAUGGCACUUACAGAAAAUAUCAGUUGGACUUUAGAGGAACCGCCUCAGAAUGGGAAUGAUUAUAUAAAUGAAGUUGUUAUUUACCUCGAUACUCUUAUGUCGACAGCACAACAAAUUUUACCUCUGGAUGCUUUGUACAAGGUUGGGAAUGGGGCUCUUGAUCACAUUUCUAACUCUAUAGUGUCGGCUUUUCUUAGUGAUAGUGUCAAGAGGUUCAAUGCCAAUGCAGUUAUGGGUAUCAACUAUGAUUUGAAGACGCUGGAGUCUUUUGCGGACGAGAAGUUUCACAGUACUGGCUUGAGCGAAAUUUACAAAGAAGGUAGUUUUAGAGGUUGCUUGAUAGAAGCACGACAAUUGAUAAACCUUUUGUUGAGCAGUCAGCCAGAGAACUUCAUGAAUCCUGUGAUAAGGGAGAAAAACUACAAUGCUUUGGACUACAAAAAGGUGUCUAGUAUCUGCGAGAAGUUCAAGGAUUCUACUGAUGGGAUUUUUGGGAGCCUUUCAAAUAGGAAUAACAAGCAAAGUGGUCGUAAGAAAUCAAUGGAUAUGCUUAAGAAAAGAUUGAAGGACUUCAACUGAGGCUUGAAAAAUCUUUCUGCAUUCUGCACUAGAAUUAGGAGCUUCUUUUUUCCCCUUGAUUAUUAAUAUAACUCUUCCUGUUGUUUUCCCUUGUUUCUUGCUUAGAAUGAAUGGGAUUCUUUCAUUUUUCCUGCAAA